CUGAUGAAGCUGCACUGAUGGGCACUGACUGGCAGCACUGAGGUACACUGUUGGGGCAGCACUGCUAAUCAGGACACUGAUAAUCAGUGGGAGGACUGACAACUCAUGGGGCCCCUGGGCAAUAGGUGAUCAUGAGGCCCCUGUGUCCUUGCCCAAACUCAAAAAAGCCUAUGAGAAAAGGUACCCGGGGCAUCUCAUGGGGCCCCCUACUGACCCUGGGCCCUCGGGCAGUGCCCGAGUUUCCAAAUGGUCAGUCCACCCUGUGUGUAUAU
Molecule: messenger RNA, 272 nt
Organism: Staurois parvus
Lineage: Eukaryota; Metazoa; Chordata; Amphibia; Anura; Ranidae
Source: the annotation of a GenBank genome assembly